Oppia nitens is the source of this 1065-nucleotide messenger RNA. Its product is annotated as serine hydrolase-like protein. NCBI's taxonomy places the organism in Eukaryota, Metazoa, Arthropoda, Arachnida, Sarcoptiformes, Oppiidae. The transcript is spliced from 4 exons. The coding region runs from base 95 to 1048 and encodes 317 amino acids. The record is from RefSeq and is a predicted model, not a curated record.
AUAAGUUAUACCUAUAUUUCAAGUUAUUUUAUAUCAUAGAAAUAGUGUCCGUUUCUCUCAAUCAACAGCUAAUCCAAUCAAUUUGUUUAACACAAUGAGUGAUUGCAGUGAACUAAGAGUUGAUACAACUUAUGGCAAAAUAGCUAUCAAAGUCUGGGGAAAACCGGAUGAAAAUCGUUUGAAACUUCUUUGUGUCCACGGAUGGCAAGACAAUGCGGGCACUUUUGACCGAUUGCUACCACUUCUUGAUUUGAACUCAUUGUAUGUUUUGUGUGUCGAUCUUCCCGGACAUGGAUUUUCAUCACAUCUUCCGAAGGGUGCUGUUUAUACAGACCUAACAUGGAUUAUGGAAUUAAAACGUAUUGUCGAUCACCUAAAUUGGACCAAAUUCUCAAUAUUAAGUCAUAGUAUGGGUGCCAACGCAUCGCUUAGCUUUGCCGUAAUGUUUCCCGAUUUAGUGGACAGAGUUAUCACAUUAGAUACGGUCAAACCGGCAGUAUUUCCUAUCAAUGAAUGCGCCAAUAGAUUGGCCACAGAUAUCAAUGAAUUUAUGGCAUUAGAGGAGCGAAACAAUCGGAAGCAAGCGAUGGGCACUCGGGAACCAGUUUUCAACUAUGAUAUGGCCAUAACUGUGCUCAAGAGUGCCCACUCGCCCAUCGGUAACAUUACAUCUGAAGGGGCCGCCUGUCUGCUGAAGAGAGCCACUAAAAUCAUUACACAAAAGGACUCAAAACCGGGUUAUGUAUUCACAAGAGAUUAUAGACUUCAGAAAGUAUUAAACCGUAAGAUUGACUGCCAAUCACUACUCGGACUCUUCUCUGGACUUAAAUGUGAACUAAUGAUUAUAAACGGCAAAAACGGUUUGUUCACCGAUAGAGAUCUCCAGAAGCGCUUCCUCGAGUUGUAUCAAAACAAUUGCAAAAAGUUUGUCUACGUUGAGGUCGAUGGCGACCAUUACGUGCAUUUGACUUCUCCUCAAAAAGUAGUGCCACAUAUAAAACAAUUUCUUAGUGAACCAAUCAAUGAUCUCAUGAACCAUAAGUUAUGAAACAUAAUAUGAAUUAG